UGUCUUUCAGAUGAUGCAUCUGUGACUCAGAACCAGCCUCCGCUAGACGCAGCAGAACCUAACGCAGAUCUCCCCCUGCAGGACCCCACCGGAGAGCCAUGGGUGAAGCCACGCUUCACUCAGCCCACAAAAAUGCGCAGGCGUGUGCUAGAGCAGCCUGUUGGCAGCUCGUUGCGUCUCAAGUGUGUGGCCAGUGGCAAUCCAACACCGGUCAUUUCAUGGUGGAAAGACCAGAGCCAGCUGCCCACCCCUCACCAAACUAAACGCCCACAGUGGACGCUGGCUCUGAAGAACCUGCAGCCUCAGGACAGUGCCAAAUACACCUGUCACGUCUCCAAUGCAGCUGGUCAUAUCAAUGCCAGCUACAAAGUGGAUGUAAUUGAGCGUACCAACUCCAAACCCAUUCUGACAGGUACCCAUCCUGUCAACACGACUGUGGAAUUUGGUGGAACAGCUUCCUUCCAGUGUAAAGUCCACAGUGAUGUGAAGCCAGUAAUACAGUGGCUGAAGCGAGUUGACCCAGGCACAGAGGGGCGCUAUAACUCCACACUGGAGGUAGGAGGCCAGCACUUUGUGGUGCUGCCCACUGGGGACGUGUGGUCCAGACCUGAUGGUUCCUACCUCAACAAGCUGGCCAUCAUCAAGGCAUGUGACGAGGAUGCUGGAAUGUACAUCUGUCUAGGGGCUAAUACCAUGGGCUACAGCUUUCGCAGCGCCUACCUCACCGUUCUCUCAGAUCCCAAGGUGGAUAAGGAUGUCAUUCUCCGCCACAUCAGCCCCGGUCUUCCCUGGCCACUGAUCAUUGGGAUCCCAGCUGCUGCCCUGCUCAUGGUAGGAACCAUCGUGCUCUGGUUGUGCCACAGCCGCAGACGCCAGAGUGCUUUGCCUCCCCGACCGAUGACCUAUCGAGACCACCACAUUCCAGACAAGGAGCCCAGCUCGACCAGCGGCACCAACCCUGACCUUCCCAACCAGAGACUAUUGGGAAUGGGGCCCCCAGCUCUCAGUAGUCCACCAAAGAUUUAUACCAAGGUCUACACAGACAUGCACACUCACACCCACACACACUCCCAUGCACACAUGGAGGGAAAAGUACACCAGCAUUUCCAUUACCAGUGUUAACAGGUUACCAUCAGGUUACCGAUGCUGCUGCCUCUGUUCUCAUGAGCUAAGGGCCACCACUCGAGGACCACAACCGUGCUGUUCUGAUGGAGCCCAUUUACCUUGAAAUGUCUCGGGUCAAGGGAAAUGUCUCACACUCAGUAGAGCUACAGUGGACCUCAACUUUCCUUUAAGUUCUUCUGAGUUCAAAAUCAAAUAACACUAAAUUAAAGCAACCCAAGUAAGUGCUAACAGUCCAAGAACAAUACUUGGAUCUUUUUGCUAUUCAAAAGCCAAGCAUUACACAGGAAGUAGAGCAGAGAUAUUUUAUAUUUGGAGAAACUGUGAUGAUAUGUGUUAAGCAUACUAGUGGCCCUGUUUACAAGGUGUUCUGAACAUUAAUGUCAGGAAAUUAGCAAAGAUGUGGAGUUUUCUUUUUCUUGUUUGUUUGUUUGUUAUAUUGUGAAGAAAUUAUGCAAGGAAAUGUCAGGGAAAAUAGAUGGAUGACUAAAUGGAAAGAGGGUAAGGGCUUCUGUUGUAUUACCAUUAAAAGGUACUUUGUGUUUGUAUGUAUGUAUUCAGCUCAACUUUCUGAUGAUUGCAGUAUUAUGUAACAUUAUCUAUGUCAAUGCAGUCUCACUGUUUGCUAAUUACAGUCGAGGAAGCUAUUUUAUUUCAAACACAUUGUGUAUCAUUUCAAAUUACAGAUGAGCUGUAAACAUGGCAUUUCUGUUUGAUGAUAAUAUAUUUUAAGACUCCAACAAAAGCUAGUCAGCAGGUCUUUAGAAACCUCCUGUGAGCCAAUAUACAAAUCUCGUUAAAAUCUAUAAAUGUGACAACAUGUUUAUCUGAGAUACUGCAUGCUGCGAUUUUUAAUUUGGUGCUCAUGUAAGUGUAUUUUAAUAAUAUUUUUGUAAGAAAUAAAUAAUUUUCUAU
Molecule: messenger RNA, 2037 nt
Organism: Sinocyclocheilus grahami
Lineage: Eukaryota; Metazoa; Chordata; Actinopteri; Cypriniformes; Cyprinidae
Product: fibroblast growth factor receptor-like 1
Exons: 4
Cellular component (GO): plasma membrane
Molecular function (GO): fibroblast growth factor binding; fibroblast growth factor receptor activity
Source: RefSeq, a predicted model, not a curated record